AUGGCACCGAUUACCGACGACGAAUGGGCCGACCUCGUCGCCCACGAACUUCCCAAGACGACGGACCCGGCGCUGUCACCCAUUGCGAAGAAGGCGCGUGACAUCCUAUUUAGGAUUCGCCUUGAAGAGAUACGAUCUUCGGGUCCCCCACCCUCCAAGGAGAAGGCAAAAUCGUGGCAAAUAAUCAGGCGUAUGCCGAAGGGUGCACUGCUCCGCGCCCAUUGCCAUUCCCUUGUCGACAUCUCUCAUCUUCUUGAGGUUGCCUUGGGCACGCCGGGCAUAUGCAUUUCAUGCCCCGACGGUAACCUCGCCACCCAAUAUGCCAGGAACGAAGGGGGUCUCCGUAUCCAGUUCAAGGCCAAGACGAACCCCGACGAUGCUUCAAUCUGGGGCGCCGACUACGCGCCCGGCACCUACAUCGCCCUUUCCAAGGCCGCGGACGAUUAUCCCGAGGGAGGCAGACAGGGAUUCGUCGAGUGGUUCAAGGGGAGAUGCAUGAACUCCACGCAGGACUCCAAUCUCCGGAUGCAUCGGGGGACACCGUUGACUUACUCAGAAGCCAUUAACGGCAUGAUUUACUAUGAGCCGAUUUGGCGGGCGUUCCUUCAACGGCUCAUGGUAAAUCUUGUUGAGGACGGUGUCUACUGGCUGGAGCUUCGUCUUACAUUUCCAUUCGGCUAUUACCGCGAAGGAUCACAGGCGUCGGACCCGGACCACGACCACCUGUUCCAAGCAAUUGGAGAAGAGGUGGCCAGAUUUCAGGCCACCGACUCCGGCCGGCGAUUCUGGGGACUCCGUGUCAUGUGGUCGACCUCGCGCCGCCAGGAUCCACGGUCGAUCAUCGAGGACGCCGAUAGCUGUAUAUCAACGAAGCUUCUGCGACCGCAAUUGGUGGCCGGAUACGACCUCGCAGGCCCUGAGAACCUCGGUAGGCCGCUGGCAGGCCUGCUCCCUGAGUUGUUCUGGUUCCGGAAACAGUGCGCCGUCGAGGACGUCCAGAUCCCCUUCUUCCUCGGCGCGGGAGGAUCGCUCCAUGAUAACGACGCCACCACGGAGCGCAACCUCUUCGAUGCUCUGCUUCUCGGGACACGACGAAUCGGGAACGCCGUGGCUCUGCACAAACAUCCACGCUUGGUCGAGGCCGUCAAAGACAAACGGAUCCUGGUGGAAACCUGCCCGGUACCCAACGAGGGAUUUGACCCGACAUCAGGCAGUGUAAUGUCCCACCCCCUCCCGACCCUGUUGGCGCAGGGCGUGCCCUGCGCCCUAUGCGACGAUAAUUCCGGAAUCCCAUCCGGGCAGGGAAAGGAUGGUGCUUCGCUGAUGACCAACAUCUUCUGGUAUGCAUUUCAAGCGUGGGAUAGCAUCGACCUCGCCACGUUAGGAUCACUAGCCGAGAAUAGUGUCCGUUGGGCCGCUUUCGAAGACCAAGACGCGGAGACGUGCCGUCGAGGCGUCAAGAGGCAGGCUAACUAUUCUUUCCGUGUUCAAGGGCGCGCGACGUACGCGCGGCAAGCGUGGGGGCCGGAACGAAAGCCGCUCGAUUACAGCAACGGGGAUGCCGACAUCGUCGGCACACCGGCCACUUCUACGACGAAGGCUUGA
Molecule: messenger RNA, 1605 nt
Organism: Chaetomium globosum CBS 148.51
Lineage: Eukaryota; Fungi; Ascomycota; Sordariomycetes; Sordariales; Chaetomiaceae
Exons: 5
Coding region: 1-1605 (534 amino acids)
Biological process (GO): inosine biosynthetic process; adenosine catabolic process
Molecular function (GO): adenosine deaminase activity
Source: RefSeq, a predicted model, not a curated record